AUGGCGGAAAUGAAGCGGAACGAGAAACACGGUGUUUUUAAAAAGCGCACAGACUUUGAGACGUUUGCUUUAUUCACGUUACAGAAGGUGUUAGAAUGUUAUUGAUGUAAAAGGCCAGGCGGGGACAAACACCGCCCGUGCGAAGCGUAAGGGUGAAUAUUCCCUCAUCCCUCGGUGCCAUCCCCGGAAAACAACAUCCGCGGAAAACAACAUCCGGCUCCUGACGCUUCUGUGACCGGGACCCGUCCACGUUCUCCUCCUGGAGGAGUCACACGUUGAGCGAUUUUCUGAAGCAGGAGGAGAAGGAGGUGAAGCCGGGAGACGAUGGAGAGCUGUGGCUUCCAGAACCAGCUCCUCUCCGUCAUGGAGGUGCUGGCCAAGGCGGCGGUUGAGGAGAUCAACCGGCGAGUGGAGGACAGCUGCGCGGUGCUGCGGCUGGAGGUGAACCGGAGCAGGAGGGACAUCGAGCUGCUGAAGAACAAGUGCGAGCUGAUGGAGGCCGAGCUGAGGAGGAGCAGGCUGCGUGCCCGGAGGAGAGCAGGGGACCGAUGUUCUCCUGUGGUCAAAGUGAUUCUCAGUAAACAAACUCAGAUCAUGGACUGGGACACACCGAGAGGAGCUGAGGCCUCACAGCAAACACUGCAGGGCACCGACCUGGAGGCUCCUGAUGAAGCCCAACAUGUGCAGAUCAAAGAAGAGUGUGCAGAGGAGGACGAGUGGAGGAACGACACGGACGACAAACUGAUUUCUGCAGCAGAACCGUCCCCGUGUUUCAAAUCCUCGACACCUCAGCCGAGCGACGCCUUCGUGGAUCACUACCUCUCAGCCGAGGACCCGGCGGAACCAGGACCUGAACCGGAACCGGCCGGGGGCGACGCUUUGCCACCGGAGCAGCAGCUGAGCGGCUCGGAACUGGUGGUGAAACACGAGAGGGAGGAAGAGCCGCUCGACUCGUGCCACGCGUCCGUGACGGUGGUCGAUCCCGAUCCGCUGUGGUUGUCCGGUCUGUGCGGGGACGCAGCCGAUCCCAGCUUCUCCUACACGGCGGGGGGGCGGCUGGGGCCUCAUUCAGAGGAGGUGGCGCCCAGAACUUACUCAGCAGGGAAGUCCCACUCCGUGCUGGUCCGAGUGAAAAGACGAGCGUCCAGGACGUUUGGAUGUCGACGAGCAGGGGACGGACUCAACUCUCAGAUCAACUCCCCGGAUCACAGCUCCAUCGCUCAUCAGCACCAGCGCAGAGACGAGGACCCGAAUCCAAACCCGGCCUCCUCCUCCUCCUCCUCCUCCUCCUCCCGCGGGGGCUUCAGCCUGGCGAGGAGGAUGAGGACGCCCUGGAGGUCGGGCGUCGGCGAGAAGAGGUUCAGCUGCACCUUCUGCGACAAGAGCUUCAUGAGGUUCAGCCAGCUGAAGGAGCACCUGAGGAGUCACACGGGCGAGAAGCCGUUCAGCUGCCUGCAGUGCGGCCGCAGCUUCACCAAGCAGUGCAACCUCAUCCGCCACGCCGUGGUGCACAGCGGCGAGAAGCCGUACGAGUGCGCGCUGUGCGGGAAGUGCUUCACCCAGCGCUCCAGCCUCAAGUCCCACCAGAAGACGGCGCACUGAGCUCAACCGGGUCUUUUUAUACACGUUCGAUUCCCGUGUUCGUCACUUCAAGAAAUGUUGUUUUUUUUUAUACAUAGUGAUAAAACUGGUUUAAUUGUCAAAUUUGUCAUUUCUAUUGUUGUUGUACUCAUUACGUUUGUUUACUAUUAUAACAUAUGAUUUAAUGUUGAUGGUCUCGUGUUGUAGCUCCGUGGUUUAGUUGCGUCAGGAAACAAUAACCUUCCUCUCAUAUUUUCUCACAGAUCAAAUGUUUUUCUUUUCGUCUGACAAAAGCCAAAGACAUUUUAUUUAUUUAUCAUUCGUGACAGAGAAAAGCAUCAAAUCCUCACAAAGGAGAAGAUGAAGCAGCAAAUAUUUGACAGACACAUGUAUUUAAUUGAUAAAUGGACUAAUCCUCACAGAUCUAAUUUAGAUUAAAGGUUCAAACUGUG
Molecule: messenger RNA, 2033 nt
Organism: Platichthys flesus (European flounder)
Lineage: Eukaryota; Metazoa; Chordata; Actinopteri; Pleuronectiformes; Pleuronectidae
Exons: 4
Coding region: 325-1602 (425 amino acids)
Source: RefSeq, a predicted model, not a curated record